CCCUUAAACCUAUUCAAUUUCAUAUUUGAGCCCUAACCCCCCUCCUUCUCCUCUCUUUGCUCGAAUUUGUACGAUUAACGAAGAGCAGCCAUGGUUUGGUUUCAAUGCGAGGACUGUGGUGAUAACCUUAAGAAACCGAAGCUCGCCAAUCACUUCAGAGCUUGCUCCGCUAACAGGCUAUCAUGCAUCGAUUGCGGGCAAAUGUUCGGGCAACAGAGUGUUCAAGGUCACACGCAAUGCAUCACAGAAAUGGAGAAAUAUGGUCCAAAGGGUCAAACGAAACCUGCACAAGGUACACCUGGAAAACCUAAUAGUGCGUCAAAGCCAAAACCAGAAGUCGACAUAAAUGUCGGAUUAUCAGAACGUCCUCCAUGGUUUUGCAGUCUAUGUAACACGAGUGCUACUAGUAAGCAAACGUUGCUUUCACAUGCUGAUGGGAAGAAACACAGAGCAAAAGCACGAGCUUUUCAUGCAUCAAAGCAACCACCCAAGGAAACAGAGGAACAGCCUACUCCUAAUAUUGAAAGUAAAUCUGAAAAAGUUGAGGAAACACAUACAUCUGAAAGCAAGAAGAGAAAGCUUGAAGCUUUUGAAAAGAAUGGUGAAUUGGGAAAUGGUGAAGUGAUUCAUGAUGCAAAUGUGGAGUCAGAGGAACCCAAGAAAGUGAAAUGUAAGAAAGAAGAUGGUGAGAAGAGGAUAAAGUGGAAGAAGAUAAUAACUUCAGUCUUGAAAUCUAAUCCGGAUGGCAGUAUGAAGAUGAGAAAACUGCGAACACAAGUUUUGAAGACACUUAAGGAAUCUGGGUCAACAGUAGAUGAUAAUGAACUUGUUGAGACACUUGAGCAUAAGAUUAAUUCAAGCUCCAAGUUUGCUGUUAAUGGGAAGUAUGUACAAUUGGCUGCUAAAAGUUAAGAGAUUUUUGCAGAUUGAAUCCUUCCUGAAUUGCAAUUUAAUCGCCCAGGUUCAUAUGCCUUGAUGGGUAAUUGGGUCUUUUUGGUUUUGGGAUGAACUUUUGUAGAUGAAAAUUUUGUUAGAUGGCGUAUUUUAUAAACAAAGGAAGAGUGUAACCCUAUUUAUGUUAUUGUUAAAUGAUUAUUUAAUCGAAUUUUCGG
Molecule: messenger RNA, 1112 nt
Organism: Lactuca virosa
Lineage: Eukaryota; Viridiplantae; Streptophyta; Magnoliopsida; Asterales; Asteraceae
Source: the annotation of a GenBank genome assembly